Molecule: messenger RNA, 573 nt
Organism: Brugia malayi
Lineage: Eukaryota; Metazoa; Nematoda; Chromadorea; Rhabditida; Onchocercidae
Gene: Bma-arl-6
Product: small GTP-binding protein domain containing protein
Exons: 4
Coding region: 1-573 (190 amino acids)
Biological process (GO): cilium assembly; protein localization to cilium; intracellular protein transport
Cellular component (GO): cytoplasm; axoneme
Molecular function (GO): GTPase activity; GTP binding
Source: RefSeq, a predicted model, not a curated record
AUGGGAUUGUUAUCACAAAUUUCGAUUGCUCUGGGUGUUUCACGGAAACAAGUAAAUAUUCUAAUGAUUGGUCUUGAUAAUAGUGGCAAAACAACCAUUAUCAAUAAGAUGAAAAAGGAAGAAGAUCGAGUAACUCAGAUUACACCAACAAUUGGUUAUACGACUGAGAAAUUUAUUUUUAACAAUACAACAUUUUUGGUGCAUGAUAUGUCUGGGCAAGGCAAAUACCGGAAUUUAUGGGAGAAUUACUACAAAGAAGUAGAUGGUGUGGUAUUUGUGAUUGAUAGCAAUGAUCGAUUACGGAUAGCAGUUAUUUGUGAUGAAUUACGAUUACUGUUGGACCAUACAGAAUUUAAUCGGAAAAAGAUACCGCUUCUCGUAUUUAUCAAUAAAAUGGAUGAAAAAGGUGCAAUGACAACGUCGGAAAUUAACGAUAAUAUAGGCUUAAAUUCGAUAAAUAAUCGAAAUUGGCGUAUCUGCGCAACAUGUGCAAUCACAGGUGAAGGCCUCAAAGAUGGCUUUCAAUGGUUGUUGGAGAAUAUUCGAGCAUGUACGGAAUCUAAGAAUAGUUGA